AUGGCUUUUGCUCUGUUAGCUGUUUUUCUGUUAUUUUUAAUUGUAAACUCUAAAGGUCAACAAUUUGUGGCUUCUCCUCAACAACAACCUCCUCAAUUUGUAGCCGAUCCUGCUAGUAAUCAAGACCCUCCUUACGGCCAAUUUGUAGCUGACCCUUCUAGCAACCAAGAUCCUCCUUAUGGCCAAUUUGUAGCUGACCCUUCUACUGGCCAACAACAACCUUCUAUGAGAGACACACAAGAUCAACAACAGCAACCAGAAGUACAACAACCAGCAUAUAACGGGUGGGAUACAGCAAUGCAGCAACAGGUGAAUGAAUUUUCCAAAGAAAAACUCUGAAUGAACAAAUCCGAACAAAAAUCUGAACUUAUGGA
Molecule: messenger RNA, 374 nt
Organism: Meloidogyne enterolobii
Lineage: Eukaryota; Metazoa; Nematoda; Chromadorea; Rhabditida; Meloidogynidae
Source: the annotation of a GenBank genome assembly